UUAACUGUUCCAGGAAGAGAAUCACACAGCACUAUCUGGUGGGGAGGAGCAUUAUUGGCGUCAACUUGCUGAAGUGAAACUAAAGUAGAGACACAGUAUAUUGUGUACGAGACCAAACUCUCCAGCACUUCAGAAACCUAUUAAACAGCAAUACGUUCAGACUAUACUCUGACUCUCCUAGCCGUUGACACCACAAACAGGAAGGACAGAGAUAUUAUCCAACGAAAACAUACAGAUAUGGCCACCUCCAGCAGUCUCCUGUCUGAAGAGCAGUUCCUGUGCUCUGUCUGUCUGGAUGUGUUCACUGAGCCGGUCUCUAUUCCAUGUGGACACAACUACUGCAAGGCCUGUAUCAGUGGAUACUGGGAUACCAGUGACAUGUGCCAGUGUCCAAUGUGUAAAAAAACCUUUGAUAAGAGACCAGAUCUGUUUGUCAAUACUUUCAUUUCUGAGAUGGCUGCUCAGUUCAGGCAGAGAGUUGAAGUGAAAGCUACCAGCAGCCCAGACCAAUGCCCUGACAUAAUUGUAGAAGUGUCCUGUGACUUCUGCACUGGGAUGAAGGUCAAGGCCCUGAAGUCCUGUCUGGUGUGUCAGACCUCUUACUGCGAGACUCACCUGGAGCCUCAUCAGAGAGUCCCAGCCUUAAAGAGACACAAGCUGAUCAACCCUGUGGAGAACCUGGAAGACAGGAUGUGUAAGAAGCACGACAGACCUCUAGAGAUGUUCUGUAGGAGUGACCAGACUUGUGUGUGUCAAUUCUGUACUGAUACAGACCACAAUACUCAUGACACUGUCCCUCUAGAGGAAGCGUAUGGAGAGAGGAAGGCUGAACUGGGGAAGACUGAGACAGAAGUGCAGCAGAUGAUCCAGGAGAGACUGAAGAAGGUUCAGGAGAUCAAACAUUCAGUAGAUCUGAGUCAGAAAGAUGCAGAGAGGGAGAUAUCAGACAGUGUACAGGUCUUCACUGCUCUGGUUCGCUCCAUUGAGAGAAGCCAGACUGAGCUCAUUGAGGUGAUUGAAGAGAAGCAGAAAGCAGCAGAGAGGCAGGCUGAAGGGCUCAUUAAAGACCUGGAGCAGGAAAUCACUGAGCUACAGAGGAGAAGCACUGAACUGGAGCAGCUCUCACACACUGAGGACCACCUCCACCUCCUACAGAGUUGUCCAUCCCUCUGCACCCCUCCACCCACCAAGGACUGCUCUAGGAUCAAUGUUGACAGUGAUCUGUAUGUGGGGACUAUGAGGAGAGCUGUGUCUCAGCUGGAGGAGACUCUUAUGGGUUUAAUGAAAAGUCUAUGUGUUGAUCUGUGUGUUGGUGCUGAGUUGAAGAGGAUUCAGCAGUAUGCCAUAGCUGUGACUCUGGACCCUGAUACAGCACAUCCCAAUCUCAUCCUGUCUGAGGAUGGGAAACAAGUGAGACAUGGAAACACAGAGACAAAUCGUCCUAAUACCCCAAAGAGGUUUGAUAAAAGUAUAAAUGUCUUAGGAAAGGAGGGUUUCUCUUCAGGGAGAUUUUACUAUGAGGUGACAGUUAAGGGGAAGACUGACUGGGAUUUAGGAGUGGCCAGAGAGUCCAUCAACAGGAACGGGAAUAUCACACUGAGCGCUAAGAAUGGAUACUGGACUGUCUGGCUGAGGAAUGGAGACCAGUACAAGGCUCUUUCUAGCCCCAGUGUCCUGCUCCAACUGAGAGAGAAGCCCCAGAAGGUGGGGGUGUUUGUGGAUUAUGAGGAGGGUCAGGUCUCAUUUUAUGAUGUGGAGGCCAGGUCUCAUAUCUACUCUUUCACUUGCUGCACCUUCACUGAGAAACUAUAUCCAUUCUUCAGUCCCUGUCUUAAUGAUGAUCGUGAAAACUCUGCCCCUCUGAUCAUCUCUCCUGUCAAUGACAGACUGAGUUUUAAUCUGAAAAUCUAACUGGCCAGUAAAAUAAAUACAUUUAAAAUAGUAAUAAUCUGUUGUCAUACAUCACAAUUAAUAUUUCAGACACACAAAUAUCAUGCUUCCAUGACAUGCGAACCUCUCACUAUUACAAUAAUGGGGGGUUAGCAUUUUGUGCGUCUAACUUUCUUACUCAUCCUUAUUCACGAUUCAUUCAGGAUUAUCUGUCAUAAUGGAGAGAGAGAGAGAGAGAGAGAGAGAGAGAGAGAGAGAGAGAGAGAGAGAGAGAGAGAGAGAGAGAGAGAGAGAGAGAGAGAGAUCCACAUUCAUGUAAAAGUUUUUUUUUAACUAUUCUGGCUCCAAAAUGACACAAUUCAUUAUUUACAAAAUGAUUUAUAUUUGGUACUAAAUAGUGUGAAACGCAACCAAAACAAACAGCAAAUGGAUCUAACAAAUGUGUAGAGUUACAAGUUUGAUGUUGUCAUUGUGUGCUAGGAAUAUGGUACCAAAUACUCAACUUUUUACUACUCUAAUACACAUAUAAGUGAAUUUGUCAUAAUACUUUUGGUCCCCUGAAAUGGGGGGGGACCAUGUAUAAAAAGUGUUGUCAUUUCUAAAUGGUGAAACCAGUAUGUACACAAAUACCCUCAAAUCAAAGCAAGAACAUCUUUACUUUAACCAUAUAGUAAUAGUUUGAGUUCAAAUACAAACUUUUGGAGUAUAGAGACAAAAUAAGAAGAAAUGCUUCACUGUCCCAAUAAUUACGGAGGGCUCUGUAUAUAGUAUAUAGUAUAUACAUUUUCUGUUCCGAAAAUUUGGGGGUGCAAAUAAAACCACACUUGGGCCAAAUUCUCCCAGUUGGGGCCCCUGAUGUAGCGGAUCUAGUUUCUGGUGUGUGUGUGUGUGUGUGUGUGUGUGUGUGUGUGUGUGUGUGUGUGUGUGUGUGUGUGUGUGUGUGUGUGUGUGUGUGUGUGUGUGUUUGUUGGCUCCGCUUGUCCGUGGUUCUUGGCCUCGUCUUGCAUGAAAAGACACUGGAUUCCAUUUUCUCCCUACGUUCCUGCCAGGAGCACCUCUGUGUUACACGGCAUGUGAGGGAUUAUUUCUUCCUGGGAAUCCUGCAAAUGAAUCUUAAUCACCGUGGAAACAGGCUAGUGGAACGUAUAGGGAGGGAGGGACAGAUCCGGAGAUGGGAAUUCAGGAAGUUGUUCUGAUUGGGUUGUGGUGUUGUCAGUCAGUGAAACAGAGGUUCUGUUUUCUUGCUUUAUAUAGCUAUUGUAUUUAAUCAUAACUGUGUGUUGUUGUGUGUGUCUGUAAGCCUGUGUAUUGACGGUAGCAGCAGCACUGGUCUGAGCACCCAGACCUCUACUAGCCUAUAUUUAGUCUGUGUGGUGGACAUUGUUUUGAGCCCAAAUGGACUACAGAGACUGAUAAUAAAUGCAGUGAGAGAGAUUGAGUGUGUCAGCCAGCAAAGCAGUUACCCUGCCAACUGCAGUGCUUCUAUUCUGGGGGCAUGGGCACAAAAUGGCUGCCGUUACUCACAGGAUGUAAAUUACAUCUGCCUUUGAGACAGUCUUGAGAUGCAGGUCCAUGUGUGUAGACAGUGGUGCUGGAGCAGUUUUUUGUAAAUGACAUCAUAAUUUCCUCAAUGUUUGUACCGACAGAUGUAGACAGUUGAUUAGCCUGUCAGUAUAGAAGAUGCAUAAAAUGCAUCAUCCAAUUGCAACGUCUGCCUAUGCCCACUCAUAUUUCCUCUAGAAAAUGUUCCAUUUUUAAUACCCUCAAACAUAUAAUUAGGAAUAAGCCACCAUCAUUGUCAGUCAUUUAACCGGUGAAAUGUCCAAACUGCAUCUCCAAGUCAGCCAUUUGAUGGAUCUCAAUGAGUUUCAUGGGAAUAUGAAUGUAGAUCUUCUUGAAUGACUGUUUUGUGAGUGAAUUAGAGCAGAUGGUGUUAACACACUUGUCCGUUCUUGUUUCAAUUAAAGCAGAAAUCCUGCCUAGUGAAA
This is a messenger RNA of Oncorhynchus kisutch (coho salmon), 3878 nucleotides long. Its product is annotated as E3 ubiquitin-protein ligase TRIM39-like. The transcript is spliced from 2 exons. The record is from RefSeq and is a predicted model, not a curated record. Bases 238 to 1911 code for a protein of 557 amino acids. Gene Ontology annotation, molecular function: zinc ion binding; protein binding. Lineage: Eukaryota; Metazoa; Chordata; Actinopteri; Salmoniformes; Salmonidae.